Monopterus albus (swamp eel) is the source of this 7182-nucleotide messenger RNA. Its product is annotated as sphingosine-1-phosphate phosphatase 1-like. The transcript has 3 exons. The record is from RefSeq and is a predicted model, not a curated record. Lineage: Eukaryota; Metazoa; Chordata; Actinopteri; Synbranchiformes; Synbranchidae. Bases 1 to 1536 code for a protein of 511 amino acids. Gene Ontology annotation, molecular function: sphingosine-1-phosphate phosphatase activity. Gene Ontology annotation, cellular component: endoplasmic reticulum membrane. Gene Ontology annotation, biological process: sphingosine metabolic process.
AUGGAGAAAACGAACCGUUUCAUGGAGCUGUUCCGCUAUCUCCAAGACCCCCACCUUGUCUCCCGCUUUCAGCAAAUGUGUGGGGUCCGCGAGAUGUUUUCGAGGACCGUCUGUGCUGCUAGUCCUUCCAACACUAACGGGAGCAGCAAGGAGGCGGACCGGACUUGCUCGCACAAUAACGGGGCUUGUCAUCAUCACAUCACCGGGGAAAAUGAAAAUGAAAACUUGGCCGCCAUUGGAGCUGAAGAAGGGGAUGAAGUACUAAUGACAGCAGUGGGGGUUCGGAAGAGGAUUGCCGAGUCUAACACUGUGAAAACCCAGCGGGAGGGAAGUGGAGAUUCAACCCUGAACGGGGCAGUGGUGGCCGCCGUGAACCGCGGCGGGGAAAAGGCCGGAGGGCGCAGACUCCCUGGGGCUGCAGCCACGGGUCAGGCCGGUCGUGGCGAUGCCGGUCCGGACCUUUCAGGGCGAACGGAGUCGGAGGAGAGGGAACCAGAAAAGGGCUGUGAAGUCCCGGGUGCUCCACAGAUCGGUACGGUAAAACCCCUCCGCAAAAACUCGCUCACCGGCGACGUCGGGCAGGAGUUUCUGAUCGAGAACCGGUUCUUGUACUACCUCUUCACUUUAGGGACCGAACUGGGCAACGAGUUCUUCUACAUCACCUUCUUCCCAUUCGUUAUAUGGAACGUGGACGCCUUCAUAGGCAGGAGGCUGAUCAUGGUCUGGGUCUGGGUCAUGUAUCUCGGACAGUGCACCAAGGACGUGAUCGGCUGGUCCCGGCUGGUCAAAGUGGAGGUGUUCUACAACUCGGAGUAUAGCAUGCCGUCCACUCACGCCAUGUCGGGCACGGCCAUCCCCUUCUCCCUGUUCUUCAUGACCUACGGCCGGUGGGAGUACCCGUUUGCGCUCGGCUUCGCCCUGGCUCUCUGCUGGUGUCUGCUGGUCUGUGCUAGCCGAAUCUACAUGGGAAUGCACUCGGUCCUGGACGUCAUGGCCGGCGUCCUGUACAGUGUCCUCAUCCUGCUCCUCUUCCUGCCGGCAUUGAACCUGAUCGACAGCUUCAACCUGACCUGCCGCUACGCCCCGCUCAUCAUCAUCUCCCUCCAUCUGGGCCUGGGUCUCUUCUCCUUCACUCUUGACACCUGGAGCACCUCACGGGGCGACACUGCUCAGAUCCUGGGAACCGGUGCCGGCGUGGCCCUGGCAUCACACGUCAACUAUUACUUGGGUCUUUUGCCCGACCCGACACCAGACCAGCUCCCGUUCGCUAUGCCCACCCUCAACACGAGUCUGGUAGGCAUGGCCACACUGCGGUUCGUCCUGGGUAUUCUGGUGCUGGUGGCCACGCGGGCGCUGAUGAAGGCCCUGACCAUCCCACUGGUGUGCUGGGUGUUCAGGGUGUCCAGCGUGGACGUGAGGAAGGCGAGGCAACACAUGGAGGUGGAGCUGCCCUACCGCUACAUCGUCUAUGGGACAGUGGGCUUCACCGUGCUCUUCCUGGUCCCGCUGCUCUUCAGCUACAUUUGGCUCUCUUGAUUGGAUGUGAGUUCACUGGCCACACGGUUGGUUGGUGACCCUCCACAUGUUCACCUGAUGCUCUUAUCAGAGCUGCUUUGAUGGCUGGAGGCAGCUGGUCUGGGGCUGAUCAAGGUGAAUUAGAGGCUAAACACUGAUCUGCAUGCUGACCUUUUAUCAUUUUAGUUUUGUCUCCCGUUUGCUCGGAGUAGCGGUCGGGGUUGAUGAACCAGGAGCCGCUGACUGUUCCUAACAGACUGUCCAGAAGGAAGGGAUUAGGCCUCAACUGGAAUCGCUUCUGCCUGAAGCGAGUGAUAUCUCUCUGUCUGUUCUGUUCUGUAGAUUUAAACCAGUUGGCUCCAGCUGAUCCCAGAAGACGCUGCUGUGGUCUCACUGUGUCGGAGCUGAACGCCCUCUCCUCCUCUGCCAGCUUCAUAAAAGCAAAACACCUCUAAACCAGAGUGGCCUCUGGAAGACUCAAAAUGCCACUGAUUGCUGAUGAUAGAUGAGAUGCGUCCUAGUAUUUACAUUUUUAUUAAUGCUGUUAUUAUCGAGUUAGGGCAAAGAACCAUACACAUAAGAAAACAAAAAUGUUUCUGGCAUCUAAGGGCAACAUGCCAAAGCUGUGUCCAGUCAGAGGAACCUAUGCAUUUGAGGGCAAACGACUGCACAGGAUGUUGUAAGAUGUUCUCGUUGUUUUUCACCAGAUGAAUGGUGUUGAAUUACUCCUUGGACUUUACAUUUUGUGUGGUAUAACAGUUAUUUUCAUCUGUUAAUCUGCCUGUUUUGGUCUUUUUCAACAAAUCUCUGUCUGUAAAAUGUCAGAAAAUGUCUGAUUUAAUUCGACUGACAGUUGAAAACCCAAAGAUGUUCAGUUACAAUGAUGUAAAACUCCACUGGAGUUUUCAAGUAAAAAAAUGAGGCUUAAUUGAUUCUCAGAAUCAGAAUCUCAAGUUCAAAGUUCAAACGUUGUGUGCUUCUUUGUUUGAAAGCUUAUUACUAAUCAAUCUUUGUUUUUUUCUCACCUUUGUCUCGGCUGUUAAAGCAGUAAGUCCCCUAUGAUUCUAUAGUUCCUUAUUCCAGUAUGGAGUUUCUUCUUCUGCAGACAGUUCUCUCUGACCUUUGACCCCCUGUGGAGUGGACAUCCUUGUGGUUGAAGUCUGUUUGCUGUCUAACUGAAAACGGUGUGACCACAUGUGUACAGUGUUUUCCUAAAGGGCUCCUUCCACUCUGUUUGCUUUGUUUACUGCCUCUGUGUUUGAUUGGCUGCUUUCCCUGUGGGCUAAUGGGAGAACAGCAACACCAGGCACAUACCGAGUGAUCCACAAGGAAGAAAGGAAGUGUCCCAGUGUUUGGGACAUGUACAGUGAGAUUAUUAAUAGUUUCUUUUCGUAAGGACAAUGAGAAUCUGUCUUGUUGGCUCAGCUUUUGUUUUAACAAAGGUCAACUGGCACUCGUUCACUGCCUGUACAGAGGAGAGUUUCGUCUCCCCCAUGUCAGGAGGGAGGAGGUGUGGAUUUCUGAUGGUCAGCAUGGGGGGGCAAAUAUAUAUUAGAAUUAUAGCUGCCUAGAUUUCUCACUGGAGAAAAACCAAGAUUGUAAGUGUAUUGGGGCCUUAAUUGUUUAUAUCUGGAAAAAGGAAUAACACUGACAACAAAGUCAUAAUUUCUGUGGUAAAGUUAUAAUAUUUCAAGACUGAACUUGAAAAUGUGCUCAGAAUGUUAAACAAGUAAUAGUUCUACUGACGUUUUCUUGUGCCUUUGCAUUUUUCUUGACUGUGGGUGAGUUUUUUUAGGUGGAUUACAUCAGCAACACGCCGCUACUGUUGCUGUGAGUAGGCUGAAAAGAAGAGUGUGACUGAAGCCAAACGGGGCGUCCUCUUAGAUUCAUGGCCCUCGUGAGCCUCAUUUGAAACCCAUAUCACUCAAAAUUUGCAUUAGGUUUGUUCUUCCUGCUCUUCACAUAAAGGAACAUGUGAACAUCUGGUCAAGUGGUGCGAAUCAGAGGAUCAUCAUCUCUCUGCAGUGACGCAGCACAGUCUGGUCUGUGUGAUAUAUUUUCAUCCCAAACCUGAAAAGGAUUUCCACGUUCACACCGAGUCACCAGCUGACCUUCUCUAACGGGGCCAUGCUGAAUAGUCGUUAUUGGAACUCGGCCCAAUCAGUCAGAAAAAUGUUAAUGUAAUGUGAUACGGUGAAGUUGCUGUCCCAGUUCAGAAAGAGAUUAGGUGUUUUUCUACCUGCGUCUUAUUAUUGUAACCAGUCGGGCUGUGGGUCAGGCUAACUUUGCACUCACCAUCUCCUUUGAUACUUUAUGAACAUGAUUUCAAGCCAACAAACGGCACACACCUUCUCCAAAUCUCAUUUCAAACAUGUGUCUGUAGCAAAAUACAGAACGUAGCUACUGGAUUAAGUUUUCACUCAGGCUAAAAAGUACCAGAAUGUCAAAUAUGGCUGUGAAAGCUCAUUCCCGACUUUGUCAAAAUAAACUCCUGACACAGAGUCCAGUAAACGGUAUCUUUUUGCUCAGUCUGCACUGAUGAAGACCAGAGCAUGCUGGUAAAAGUUGGGUCUGACCAGUACAUGACACUGAGAAACAAAAGAAUCCAUUAAGGGAUUUUAAAGACCAGUAAAUGUGGUGAGCUGGACAUUUAAUGGUUGAUGCUCUGUGGUGGACAAACUGUUUCUGGACAGUCUCAAACAACUGGCUUUUCUGUGCUUAUGUUUUGUUAUGUCUACUCAUCAGUCCACAUGUUCGGUGAUGAUCUGCAGGAACCUGUAAUCUCCCAGUACUGGGCUCCAGUUGAAAGAGCAGGAGACACAUCUAGUCAGUGGAGCCUGUGUUACGAUUUGGUUCAAAACUAAGAGAUGUUUUGAUCAUUUGUAAUCAGCUAAAGCCCAGAUUAUCUUGUUAAAAUACUUGUUAGUGAAAAGAAGUAGAAUUUGUCUUCCUGUUUCUGUAACUGGUGAAAAGUUUUCUGUAAUGAAAGAAAAGUCCAGUUUAAAUUUUACACUGUUCAGAAACUUGACAUGUCUCAAACGUCUCACUGUCCAGAUGCUCCUUCACCUGCUUCAUGUUUAACCCUGCAUUGAUCGCCUGCAGCAGUCAUGGGUGAAGUGUGUUGCUCAUGGGCACAGCGGGCGCAGCAUUCAGACGCUGCUGCCCCCUGCUGGCGAACAAACAGUGUAAAUCUGCCUCAGAGAAGGCAGCAGACUUGUUGUAAACAGUACUGUCCUUAUAUGAAUGCACUGCCCCAAAGCCGGCCACAAAGGCCCUCGGUGUGCUAAAUGUUGAUCUGAGGUCAGACUAACUCGAAGAGAUCAAUGAGGUGAUUAGAAAAGAGCAGAAAACUGCUGCAGUAUCAUUUUCUGUUGAUCAGUUAAUCUGCUCUACGAACAGAUUUCACCAAGUUCAACAUCCACAGCUCCACAUGGGCUCUGUUUUCUACACCAGUUGAGUCUUUUGGCCGACUUGCUCAAAUUUGACCAGACUUGGAAAAUAAGACAAGAUGAUCCAAAUGGAGCAGCUUCAGCUGAGUUCGUCUGCUGCCCAGCUUGUUUCACAUCCUGUGGCCUUGACUCGUGCGCAAAUGUUUGUUUGUUGCCGUGUGUUUUUGUCUGCAUGUGGUUUCCUCUGUUGAACAGGAAGUUUUUCCCUGUUGUCUUUUGUUUUUGUUUGAUCAACAAAACAGUGAACCUCUGUUAAUCCUGUGGGGUGGGGUGGGGGGUGCAAACGGUCCAGGAAUGUCACUGGUGACUGAGCACGUUUCAAUACGUUCUCAGUAAAUCUGAGCGCUUUUCCAUUAUGCACAGGUUUAAAAGGUUAACGCCUGCAAAAUACUGACAGAAAACUAUUUUGAGCUCCAUCUUAAUUUGCCCACUUCCUCUGCAGACGGAUGGAUCAGGGAAAUCAGAUUAAACCAAACGUCUAACCAGGUUAACCUGUGUGUGUGUGUGUGUGUGUGUGUGUGUUUUAGACUGCGCAUAAGAAAAUGUAUUGGAAAUUCUUAUUUCAUCUCAUGUUGUUGAGCUGAAACCAGAUAAAAAUCACAACAAACUGUAACAGCACAUCUAAAUACAACAUUUCACAGUUGUUAGGUUUAAUAUUUUCUAAUUGGGUGAAAAUGUAGGAGUAUAACAGAUUUUGUUUUACAGUCCUAAAUUACUUUUUGUGCUUUUUUUUUUGUUACAAUACCAACAGUCAUCUCAAAUUUUAUAAUUUCAUAUUGUGUUGUUUGGAUGAAUCCCUGCAAAAACGGACUGUGGUACAAUUCCAGAAUUUGUUAAAUGUUCUUAUAAUCCCAUAUUUCAUUAUUUUGUAAUUAAUAAAUUCUGUAAUUUAGGAUUAUAGGAAAUUACACUUUUAAUUUAUUCAUUUAUCUUUAUUGUUUGUUAAAUUUUAUGUUACAAUUCCCAGAUGUUUUGUUAGAAUCAAAACUUUUAUAAAUUUCCAAAAUAGUCUGUCAUACACAAGUUUUUUUCUGAUUAAAUAGAAUUCCAAACUUUGUCAUAAUCCUAAAUUUUAAUCAUUGUGUUUCAUUAUUGGUUACAAAACAUGAAAAUACGUUAUAGUACAUACUGUCGGUCCUGCUAUCCCAGAGGUUUUUAUUGAUUUUUGUUUUUUUAAUAAAUACUCUUAUUUUGUUUAAUUCCCAAUUUCUCACUGUAGUUAAUCAUUUUUAACCCCUCUUACGCCCACAUGAUGUGCUCAGCUCAUGAGCUUUAUUAGUGAGUACAUGAUCUUUUUUAGCAAUAACAACCUGAACACAGGAACCUUUAAAACGUUCAGAUCAUCGGCUCCUCUGGGGCCCCUGUUGGCUCCUCUGGGGCCCCUGUUGGCCCAGGGGCCGGCUCUGCUCUCUGCUAAACAAUAUGAGUGUCUGUGUGUCUUUUGAGGCAUUUCUUCUUCUUUGAACACAGAAUCUCAGAGAAAUGACUGUAUAUAAAAUCCUUUGUGACCAAAUCAGCGGUGGUUGAACUGUGUAGCUGUGUUAGCUAAACUCUGCUCCUCGCGCCUCCUCAGUGCCUUAGUCUGUCCUGUUGUGUUGCCUUUUGCACUUUAUAAUGACAUACAUUUUUCUUGUGGGGAGGGACAAUGAAAAUAAGUGACUGAAAUUGUAAAAAUAAAUAAAUACCUUUAGGUUUCAUAUAAGUUACAAUCAGCUUUUAGUUUCCCACAGUGUUGCUUGUUGUAACCACCUUCACUCACAUUAACAAAUAAGUCACUGUAAUUUCAUUUGAGCUUUUGGUCAUAUUUUCAUUCACUGACUGUGCAUGAGUAAAAUAUAUGUAAAUGAGCCACUAAGCUUGGUCUGUUUGUCCAAACCCAAAUAAAUCUGAUUCAUCUGUGUGAUUUCAGAAGGAAAAUGUUUGAAUGGGCUCCAUCCCACAAUUCUACAGAUCCAUUUCAGGAAACCAGCGUUUCAAACACUCGCCUUAUUUUUUAGGUUCAGAUCUUCAUUUACAUUACUAUCAGUAAUUGUUUUGUUAGAAACUGGAGUCAGAUUUUUCACGUUUUCAUCAUUAAAACCAGUUUCCAUUCCACUCAUGUCAUGAUCUGACUGUGAACUUUAAUGCAGUUUACUUUUUUUUGCUGAUUUUAUUGUUGGAUUUAAUUUCAUAUUCACAGUGAGGCUGUGUUUCCACCUGGCUUGUAUGAAAAUAGCUG